This is a messenger RNA of Scophthalmus maximus (turbot), 1476 nucleotides long. RefSeq names its product bublin coiled coil protein (gene bbln). The record is from RefSeq and is a predicted model, not a curated record. Bases 290 to 619 code for a protein of 109 amino acids. NCBI's taxonomy places the organism in Eukaryota, Metazoa, Chordata, Actinopteri, Pleuronectiformes, Scophthalmidae. The transcript has 2 exons.
GAAGAGAAUUUAAAGCCCCGCCCACUUGAUCUCUCCACUAUCCUUUGGUUUCGUAUACAAAUGUCUGGAGAUGGCGACAGGUCAAACUACAUAACAAGCUCCUCCGACAAUUGUCUCCUGGGAUUAUUUCAUUUUGGUUUGCCGAAACAGUCUGAAGCUUUGUUUGUGUCGGCUUUUUCUUACAUGUUUUAAUUCGAGUCCUUCGCUGUCCCGUAGCAGCUAGCUAGCUAGCUAGCAGCGCAGCUAGCUCGACUCAGCCUGUCACAAAGGGAUAAAGGUGAACAUUUGAAUGAUGUCCGGACCAAACGGAGACCCGGACAUCACCAUGGACGACGGGAUCAUAAACGACGAGGACGAGUUCGGCGACGAAGAGUACGUCGCCAUCAACUCCAUGCUGGAUCAGAUCAACUCCUACCUCGACGGCAUCGAGGAGCGCAACGACUCGCUCAACGGCAAACUCCACGAGCUGCUGGAGUCGAACCGACAAGCCCGGCAGGAGUUCAGGGCCCAGGCUCAGCUCAGCACCCAGACCCAGGAGGAGCAGCAGCAUCCCACAGACGGCAAGGAGCAGCAGGAUGAAGACGAUGGGGGCUCGCAAAUGGGCGACAAGAGCGAGUAGAAAAUAGGGACUGAGUUUGCAAGGAUAGAAAUAUUUAUGAAAGUUGUCUCGACUUCUGACCUGAUUUUUUUGGACUAGUGAACCCCUGACCUGCGUAGUCCAUGUCUGUCUAGAUUCUUUCAUGAUGAAUUUACAUAAGCAGACAUGUGCUGGACUGCGAUGUUUUGUCAUCGCCCUCCCAUCACCAAGCAUCAAGUGUGUGGUUCCUGAGCAGAGCGGAGUUUAUUGACCUCCAGCAGCUUCUCGCACACGUUGGACAUCACAGUCACUUUGCAAAUGUCUGCUGCAGUUUUGCUGAAAUCUAAGUCAAAUGUAGUGCAGAGUUGUGUUUAGGUCCUUUUGAGACAUCAUGGAGAAAGACAGAAAUAUAAUUAAAAAAAAAAUUAUAAGUUAUCAUUAAUCAAAUAAUGUUGGAGGCGAUUUAAAUACUUAGUGCCCUGCUCACUAUAAUGCUCUGAAUGUCCACGGUGAUCCGCAGCACAUGUACACAACAUAUUUAUGUUCUACAGAACAGUGCUGAUUCUCCACAUGUUCGCUUAUAUGCAACAUUCCAGAUGUUUAUAAAGUUUGAUCUUUGGGCGUGACUGUAAAUCUACACAGCGCUGUCCUGUUCCAUUUUCAUCCAUUUGGUUUUUGAAAUAAGUGAUGCAGUCUGAAUAAGUGUUUCUGUGUUCAGUCGAAAUUAAUUUGGCAGUGUGGGAAUUGUCAAGACAUUUUUUAAUAUAAAUUAAAACGCGCCCCCCCUAAACAGAAAACAAAACAUCCAAAAAUACAUUAAACUUCCAGCAAUUAGAAAACAUCAAGUUUUGUUCGUCUCAGUUUGUCAGUAGCUGAAUAAAAAUACAAUAAGAAACGUA